AUGGGAUGUCCGCGAUCUUCUGCUACAGCUCUUUGUGUUACUGGUGAGUUCAUAUGUGAGGAGAUGAUAUCAUACAAGGAAAUGAACUUGCUCACUAUCACAGCGUAUCAAUUAGCGAGCGAUUAUUACUACGAAAUUCUUGGGUAAGUUAGAAUGACAUUGGUUUUUUACUGUUUAAUCUAUUGAGUAUUUGGGUACUGUAGAGUAGAUAGGACAAGGUAAAAUCAAGAAGUUGUUCUGCAGUAACACGGCAUGCCGUGGCAGUACCAAAUGGAUGUUGAGGACACUUGUUGAAGGGAGGGCGGAUUAGAAUAAGAUACAGUAUAGUAAGGUAUAUUAUUACUAUGUAUGUCUAUGUUAUUUAUCAUCCCACAAUUUCAGCCAAACAACCUCAAUGAUCUCACGUAUCUUCUACUUGCCCUUGAAUCGAACCAGUACUAAGCAUCCUAUCAUAAUAUCGCUGGAUAUAAACUACUGUGCCGAUAACUAUCGUAAAGUAGACCUGAAUGUAACUACAGAAGUCUUCGAGAAGUUCCAACGAUUGUACGAACCUGUAAACCUUGGUAAAAUUCGAAUGGAAGACCUGAUGCUUGACGAUUACAACAAGAUACUACUGGAAGAGCUUAUGGUAGCGGACGAUGAUCGAGAAGAGCUAUAG
Bursaphelenchus okinawaensis is the source of this 658-nucleotide messenger RNA. NCBI's taxonomy places the organism in Eukaryota, Metazoa, Nematoda, Chromadorea, Rhabditida, Aphelenchoididae. The record is from the annotation of a GenBank genome assembly.